AUGAUUUCUACGGUCAAAAAGCACUGUGUUCUCGUCUCGGCCUUUAUCGCCUUCAUCUUCUUUAUCAUCACUCCGACACUUCCCCUCAUCAAGCGCGUGAGAACCAGCUUGGUUCCCUCAAGAGGGCAUGACGCAGGCGCUUUUCGAGCCCCAAAGCUGAACGUUUGGGCCGAUCUGAGCACGGAAGAAGCGGAGGACGUUGUCAAUUUCUUGUUCAAGAAAUCAGACCUCAAUUUGACCCGGUCAUCAUUGGCUACGAGCCAUGACAACCAAAUCUUCUUUGUGGAGGUACUCCAGCCUAAUAAAACGGACGUACUGGGUUAUUUGACUGGCAGCUCGGCUCCCCCGGAUCGAUGGGCACGAGUUGCAAUCGUGCAGAGUGCAACUGAAGAGGCUUUGAUUGUCAAUUUCAAAGUUGGCCCAUUACCAAUCAAUGAAGCUGCUGAAAUACUAUCUUUGGAGUUUUGCUACAGCUCUGGUCGGAAUUACGUAGCCAAUUCAAUAUCCAUUCAAGACGAGCUAGUGGCAUGGUCCCUGUCGAAACUGGUGGAAUUUUCCGAUAUCACGCAGGAGCUUUUAGGAGAUGAUGAGGACCCUUUCGAUCCAAAUGGUCUUUCGGUGGGAGGCAGGUUGUCUUCCGUCGAAAAUGGCACCGCAGUGGUUUGGGUGCACUUUGCACUGUCCAACCCAACCGGCGGUACUUCAACUUUGCUACCGCAAGGUCUUUACACUCAGAUAGAUGCAUCGACCAGGGACUCCUCGAAUUGGAAAAUCCUACAAUGGUACUAUAAUAACGUACUUUACGACACAGCAAAUGAUCUUCGAGAUGCGAUCAAUGCGCCUGGAUUCAAGAAAGCGGGAAGAAAUACUGACGGUCCUUGGACAGAGACAGUUGACUUUAGCGAAGGCCAUGCUGAUAGAAGCAAACCACCACCAACUAUGAUACAGCCCACAGGAGCGAGAUAUCACAUCGACGAAGAAGAAAACUACGUCUCAUGGAUGGGCUUUGAGUUCUUCAUGAGAACCUCAUCAGACGCUGGAGUUGCGCUGCACGACAUCAAGUUCCACGGAGAUAGCGUGAUCUAUGAGCUUGGCCUUCAAGAAGCACUCGCCCACUAUGCAGGCGACGAUCCAACACAGGGGGGCUUGGAAUUUAUGGAUACAUCCUUUUACAUGGGAAGGUUGAUGUUCGAGUUGGUCCCGGGUUACGACUGUCCGGCAUACGCGACGUAUUUAUCUACAAGCUAUCACUUCGCGGAGAAGACAGUGGUAAACCAGAACAGCAUUUGUGUCUUCGAACAUACGGCGGAUUACCCAAUACAACGCCACAGCUCCACUACUCGAGUCUCAGUUUCGAGGAACACCUACCUGGUCGUCAGAUUUGUCUCUACGGUUUGGAAUUACGAUUACACCUUCGACUAUAUAUUCUACCUAGACGGCACCAUUGAAGUGAAAGUUCGAGCCAGCGGGUUUAUCUUCGCCGCUUUCUGGACGGGAAAUGAAGCUAACGAAGACGAGUAUGGAUUUCGAGUUCACGACAGUUUGGCGAGUAGCAUGCAUGACCACGUCCUCAACUUUAAAGCUGACCUGGAUAUUGCUGGCGCCGAUAACACAAUGGUACGACUCGGCAUCGAACCAAUUACGUUGGAAUACCCGUGGGACGAUGACAGGAUAAAACCAAGAAAUACAAUGCACCUCGUGCAAAGGCCGGUCGAGAAAGAAACAGGACUUGACUGGGCCCGUAACUCGGGCGAGAUGUUGAUCGUCAUGAAUCAGAACAAGACAAAUGAGUGGGGGGAGAAGAGGGGCUAUCGGGUCCAGCCAGGCUCUGGGAUUGGAAGUCCAACCCACCUUACGAUUCUGAACUCCACAGCCUUGGGCAAGUCCGCAUUGUGGGCAUCUCGAGAUCUCUGGGUGCUGAAAAGAAAAGAUACUGAGCCCAGGAGUGCAAGUUCGCUGAACUUCCUUGAUCCCUGGGACCCUCUUGUGGAUUUUAGCAAAUUUGUUGACGAUGAAGACAUUGUGCAGGAGGAUUUGGUCAUUUUCUUCAAUCUCGGCAUGCACCAUGUUCCGCACUCGGGAGACAUCCCAAAUACCCUCAUGCACACUUCAUCUUCAUCAGUAAUGUUCACUCCAUUCAACUUCCACAACCGGGAUCCAAGCCGUCUCAAUUCACAAGGUGUGCAGCUAGAUGUGGAGGCUAAGGGAGCAAAACCAAGGUAUUUUGGGCAAACAUACCACGAGGGAGUGAAAUUGAAAAAAAGCGAUCUCGAACCAGACCUAACGAAGUUCGGGGGCUCUUCUGGGAAUGUAAGCUGGGUUUCAAAGCUUGUAGGACCUAUUCCAUGGGCUUGAACCUCGACGCAUAAUAAGUUCAUAAAAUACACGACAUCAAGCGCGGAUUAUCGAAUGUGCAGAGAAAUUCACACUUUGGGCUUGAGUAUUCUGCGUUUUGCUGAGAAAUACAGUGAGCUAGACUUUUUUUUGCACCUUUAAGCAAAAAUGAAGUGACUGUGAAUGGGUAUCUCUCAAACGCCAACUCACAGCAAGUACACAAUUUCUCUAUACCUUUGCGAGCCCUCGCAGAAGAGCAUCUACUCUAAAAAAGCC
Molecule: messenger RNA, 2610 nt
Organism: Hyaloscypha bicolor E
Lineage: Eukaryota; Fungi; Ascomycota; Leotiomycetes; Helotiales; Hyaloscyphaceae
Product: amine oxidase catalytic domain-containing protein
Exons: 7
Coding region: 1-2355 (784 amino acids)
Biological process (GO): amine metabolic process
Cellular component (GO): plasma membrane
Molecular function (GO): quinone binding; copper ion binding; primary methylamine oxidase activity
Source: RefSeq, a predicted model, not a curated record